AUGGCAACUCGCAAAUAUCUCCCAUUCGACAGCCCGCGCAAGGUCGGCUGGGAGAUGGCACGUCUCUUUGAACGCUACUGGGCCUCUAAACCAGAUUACUUUACCUUUGAGUGGCUACAAGACAGCAAUGAAAGGAUCGAGUUUUGCUGCAAGAAUGCCACAGAAGAGGAGGUGGAUUUCACCACAUCUCCUGCUCUCCUGGAAGCCAUACACAGCUGCCAGGAACUCUCUUCUGGAGAGCUUCCCAGUGAUUUCGGCUUCACUGGCUUUACAAAGAUAGCUGUUCAUGAGGUUGGAAGUAAAGUAGAGGUUACUGAAGACCAAGAGUUUAUGGGCCCUCUCUUCUGGAAACUCCGGGUUGGCUUGAUUGUCGAUCAUCAUCGCCGCAUUUACGGGCCUUGUUACUUUGAGCAUCGCCCUGACCACUGGAGCUGCAUAAUGCGCGAUCAAAGUCCGCAUGAUGAGGUCCAAAGCAACUCCAGAAAUUACUCUCUCAAGAGUGAAAUCGUUGCUGUGGCCGCCAUCAUGUACCGCCAGAUGAACGAGAUUAUUCAGUUUGUCGGCAAGGAAGAAGCAUAUGCCAGGCUGAGAUACGAGAGUGGGCCAUUGACUGUCACUGUUGUAACUUUUACUCCUGGCAAAGUACGCGUUGUUCAAGCCAUCUGCAGCCCAUAG
Molecule: messenger RNA, 675 nt
Organism: Uncinocarpus reesii 1704
Lineage: Eukaryota; Fungi; Ascomycota; Eurotiomycetes; Onygenales; Onygenaceae
Exons: 3
Coding region: 1-675 (224 amino acids)
Source: RefSeq, a predicted model, not a curated record